AUGUACAUCUGUCAAGAAUGUUAUCAAGAAAUUUCUGAUUAUUUUGAUUAUUGCAAACCGUGCAACUCUGUACAUUUCCGCAAUAAUUUUAUACAUUGGACCAGCGGUGAUUCAAAUCUUGACAAAGUUAUUCAAAAUUCACAACUUAAUGCAACAAUUAGAUUGGAUAUAAUUGAAUGGAUUGAAUACUCAAAUCUUGAAAAUAUUGAACUUAUUGCUCAUGGUGGGUUUGGGAGUGUUUAUAAAGCAAUUUGGAAAGAUGGUCCAAUCGUGAGUAGUCAAGCUUGGGAUCUGAAUAAAUCAGAAUGGAAACGAGAGAAUAAAAAGGAAGUGGCAGUAAAGAAAUUUCAGAAUGUGACUAUUGUCAGCUCAGAUUUUUUAAAUGAGGUUAAUUCUAAUCUAAAAAUGAAUAAUAAGAAUGGUGGCUUUGAAACUAUUCGAAUUUAUGGAGUGACUCGUGAUCCGCAAAGUGGAGAAUACGCUAUUGUUAUUCAAUUCAAAAAUGGUGGUAAUCUAAGGAAAAUGAUUAAAGAAAAUUACAGUAAUCUAACUUGGGAAAACAUCCUAGAAAUAUUAAACAGAAUUAGCGAAGGACUGGAUUCUGUUCACGAAUCAAAAUGCUACCACAAGGAUCUCCACAGUGGCAACAUCUUGAAUAAAAUUUACUCUGAUAAUACUAUCGGCGGUUCAGUAAUUUCAGAUUUUGGUCUGUGUUGUCCUAUGGAUCAAAGUUCUACAGAUAAAACACUAUAUGGUGUCUUACCAUUUGUCGCACCAGAGGUUUUACUUGGUAAAGAAUUCACUGAAGCAGCAGAUAUUUAUGGGUUUGGAAUGAUAAUGUCAGAAUUGAUUAGUGGUGAACCACCUUUUGUUGAUAGAGAGUAUGAUGAGAAUUUGGCUUUGGCUAUUUGUUAUGGUCAACGUCCACAAAUUCCAGAAUAUACACCUGAACCAUAUGCUGAAUUAAUGAAACGUUGUUGGGAUCACAUCCCCACCAAUCGUCCAACAGCUAAUGAAUUGUGUAUCCAGUUUAUGAAUCUAUUUAGCGUUUUGGAUAAUAAUAACAAUUUAAUUGAGGAUCGAAAGCUAGAAAUUAAAGAAGCAUUUAGUCAGGAACGGGAAGACAAGUUUAGAGCACGAUUAGCAGAAUUGGCCACAAAUCCAAUACCCCUGAAAAAAUCACAAAAUUUGCUUACCAGUAAACGACUUGAUUAUUCACAAUCUCUUUCUCAAAAACUUAGCGUUGAAGAUUGGAAUAAACUAAAAUUGACCGACUAA
Messenger RNA from Rhizophagus irregularis DAOM 181602=DAOM 197198, 1278 nucleotides. RefSeq lists its product as uncharacterized. The record is from RefSeq and is a predicted model, not a curated record. Gene Ontology annotation, molecular function: ATP binding; protein kinase activity. Gene Ontology annotation, biological process: protein phosphorylation; signal transduction. Gene Ontology annotation, cellular component: cytoplasm. Lineage: Eukaryota; Fungi; Glomeromycota; Glomeromycetes; Glomerales; Glomeraceae.